GUGCAAACAGCAAGAUGGAGUGUCAGAAAAUUACCAAUUUUGGAAACCAGCUUCUUCGUCGGAAAAAUGUGGACUGCUCUCGAGAAGACAGUCGCCUCUCGCGAUGCCUUAACACGUUUGACUUGGUGGCUCUGGGUGUAGGCAGCACUUUGGGUGCAGGUGUCUAUGUACUGGCUGGAGCUGUGGCACGGGAAAACGCCGGGCCUGCCAUCGUUAUCUCCUUCUUGAUUGCCGCCUUGGCUUCGGUGCUGGCCGGACUCUGCUAUGGAGAAUUCGGCGCUCGAGUUCCUAAGACGGGAUCAGCUUAUCUCUACAGCUACGUGACCGUGGGUGAGCUGUGGGCCUUCGUCACAGGCUGGAAUCUAAUCCUCUCCUAUGUUAUCGAAAGGUAAUGAUAAAUCGUCUCCUUCAUGCCCUUCAUCUAGUUGGUUUUGGGGCCAUUCCUACCAUGAUACUGGACGACCAAAAUGAGUGACAUAGCCGUGGUUGCUGUCCCAAAACCUGAUUCUGCAAAUGCACAAUGAAAAGUUUUGCCUACUGAAUGUUCUACUCCGAGGAUCUGGGCUCAGAGUGGUAUUUCCGAGAUUUUUUUUUUUCCUCUCAUAAUGGAUUUUGAACAACUGUCUCAGUUCUUAUUUCAGAGUUGACUACUCACUGUAUUGUCACAAGACAGGAAAUUCAGUUAAAAAUAAGUAGAUACUAUCCAUGAAUGUGUUCAAAUACAACUUCCUUACUUUUAUUUCAGUCCUGUGUCAAGAAUGUGUAUUUGCAAACUGUCUUUCUCAUAAUUUGUGAGAAAGGGUGGCUAAGGUGGAAAAACUCUGGCAGAGGGUAUGAAGUGUAGGAGGUCUCCUUAUCUUGCUCAGCUUUUCUGCCAGAUCUAAUUGCCCCUAUUGUGAGCAAGGACAACUCCCAGCAGCUUCUGGGGUAUGGAGGAGAAAGAUAUGUUGUCUUCCACUUUCAGGUUCCAGUCAGCUCACUCAAUGAGACUUUUCGAAGUGUUUAUAAUGGUUCCUGUACUCUGCUUAGACACAUGGGAGAAAUACUGACUAGAUAGUCUCAAGAAGUCAAAAUAGCACAAAAGUUUUCUGGCAAACUUUUGAAAGAUUAGGAGACUUUGGCUAAAGACUCAGUACAACAUGUGAUCAACAUAAAAACACUUCUCACAGCAUUAAUUUUGCCCAUCCAACUUAGCAAACUUUAAACCUGUUAGUUACUCAAAAUCUUCCAAGAAGAGGGAAUUAGAAGGAGUGAAAGACAGAGAAGAUAUAGAAGAGCACACAUAGCUACCAAUGCCUGUCUUCCAGCAGUGUUCAGAAUCAAACUCCAAGAGGAAGGUAGGAUCAAGAUGUGCUGCACUCGUGCUCAGCCUUAAAAACUUGGUGGUGGGACUUCUGGUCAUUUGGCUACUCAGGAACUGGGUUAGGCAGAGUGGAGACCUGCCCCUGGUGUGCCAGUGCAGUGCUGGAAUAGAGACUGGGGGGUGUGGAGGCAAGGCACUGCCUCACCAGGGAAAAGCUUAACCUGCUCACUCUCAAACACGCAGGCAUCCUUAAGUGUCUCGGGACAUCAGUCCUUCCAGUCUCUGACAGCACACACUGCACUUCAGAGCCAGGGCUUGAGAGGGGCAGAAAGCUGUUUUUUUUUUUCUUAAUCUUGCUGAGAAAAUGGCAAGCAGUGCAUUUAAAAUGUGCAUCUCUUAAGGGCUUGGCCAGCUUGGUGUUUUCAUGCUGAGGUUCUCAGACAUCGGCUCAGGAAGUAUUGUGAGGGUGGAAAAAGAAAUCCUGGAGUCCCAAGGAUGGGUGGCCAGUAACUUUUAAUUAAUUGAAGUGACUUGACUUGGGGGAAGGCUUGUGUGGAGUCUUGGAGAUGGGUGAUGAGAAAUAAAUGGGUAUGCAGCUUAUCAGUUAUGGUCUAGAGAGAAAGAGAAGGGUGUCCAGGACCAGGAUCUGAUGUAAACUUUUUUCUAGGAUGAUGUGGGUUUGGGGAACUGUUCCAGAUUGUGGAAUGCGUUUCAAGAACUAGAAACUGGUGGGAGCUGGUGCUGUGAUGAGUAACAACAUCUCUGUUCAGUAAGUGCUGCUGGGGAUUCCUGGCACGUGGUGACCUCCUUGCCCAUGCUUGUUCCUGCAGCGAGCCUGGCACCUGAGCUCUGCAGUUCUUCUGGCAGCUGUGUGCUGUAGGCAGGAGCCAAAUCUGCUCUGGUGGGGCUAUGCUGACCCAGAACUAGUAAAUCUUCCUGGGUACAAGCUGAAUGUCUGCACUGUGCUCUCUAAUAGCAGCAAGAUAUUAUCCAGGUGUCUGUGUUGAAAGAAUGUCAGAUUCCCCCUGCUCCCUCAAGCCUGUUGAUUACAGAGAGAUCCAGAUAAAUGGCUGAUAGUUAUGUGGCGCUGGCAUCAAAGCAGCUGGCAUCUAAUAUGACACAUGCAUGACCUGGGUGUUCCUGUCCUAAAAUGUAAAAUAUUAGAGCUAGGACAAAAAAAGUAGCACUAAAAUAGUCUUUUUACUCAAAUUGUACCAAAGCUAACCUGAAAAAUUGUAAUGUGUUGUACGAUAACUUUUGCAAUUUUUCAAGAUUAAAUUGAUGGCAGUGACGUCCAAACUCUUUAAAGGUGUUCACACUGUGCACUUUUCUGUCUUGGUGAACAGAAGAGUCUCCCAACAGGUCUGUUCUGCAGUUUAAUUUUUAUGCUGUUGCAAAGCUGGAUUGGGCAGGUGAGUGUUCCCAGCUGUGCUGCAGGUGCUGCUCACCACUGCUGCAGAGGAUUUGGCUGUAGGUGAGCACAGACAUUGUUUGACAGGAUUGCAGGUGCCGGAGUUGGGACCUGAACACCCACUCUCAGGUGAGUGUGGCAGGACAGACUGUUCUGGGUGGAAAGGGGCCCCUCUAAGGAGCUGCUCUGCAAGCCAAAACCAACCCAAGCUCUUUUUUUAACUACGUAAUUGUGUACAGUAAUAAUUGUGAUAUGCAAUUAGGUGCUGUUAUAUAUAGUGUAUGAACUGUAUGAGACACUGGGAGUGUAACAGGAGCCACGUUAACAGAGGAGAGGGAGAAGUUGGGUUUUAUCUAAACCUACUUAUUUCACAAAAUGCUGUCACUGUCUGGUGGUAGCUCUUUGUUGUUACUAUUUUAGUUCUCUAAAAUUACUUUUAUGGCCCAGACACUGUCCCGAGCUUGCUUGUCCUGAGACCCCAGGUUCAGUCCUCAUCCCAGCAAGCUGCACAUAGUAGGAUGCACUCAAACAGAAACAAAAAGUGGCCUCAGAGGGUGAAGCCUGAGCACUUGCUGCAGGCAGGAGCUGUUCUGCUUGCUGUGGUCGUGCCCAGCAUUCUGCAAUAGGCUGACUUAUGCUCAGAUAACAUGUAAAUUGUAUCUGAGUCUUUUUCUUGCUUGGAUGCUCUAGCACUGGAGGUCAGAGCAGACCUGAGUGCUGCCAGAUCGCAGAGCUGGCCACUGGUGUGGUCCAGGCUCUGGUGCUCCGGCACUGCAGUGCUAGAGAGCAGCUGGAUUCUGUAAGGGCUCUCUGCCUGGGCUGCAGCCACCUAAAUGGGGGUUCCAGGGUCUUCUGCCAACAUUACAUCUGGACUUCUCUGGUAACAGAAAUUACCAGGUUUGGGGGAAGGGUAGGCCCUUGAAGGUGCAAGGAAAAAGUCAGGGCACUAUCUAAGGUGAGGUUGAGGUUUGCAAAGAAGCCAGACUAAAAAGAUUUUUCUCAUCUUGUCAGCUUAGCAUAAAUCUGAGGCCCACCACCUGUGUGUGUUACUAUCAGAGCAGAUGCCAAACAUGAACACAGGCUGUGGGCUGGGUAUGGAUAUGAACGGCUGCUCCCAGCACCUGGGAGCACAUGCAAGGCUGCUUUGAGACCCUCUGUAUUGAAAAACCAUACAAGGUGCCCCCUGGUUUGGAACAUGUGCCAGCCACAAAGGGUGAUCUUUGUCCUUUCUAUCCUCUGGCAGGAACCUCCAGUGUGGCCAGAGCCUGGAGCGCGACGUUUGAUGAAAUCAUAGGGCAGCACAUUGAAAAAUUUUGUAAAAAAUACAUGACGAUGGAUGCUCCCGGAGUGCUAGCAAAAUACCCAGACAUCUUUGCUGUGGUGAUAAUCAUCAUCCUAACAGGACUUUUAGCUUUUGGUGUGAAAGAAUCUGCCCUGGUGAACAAAGUGUUCACCUGCAUCAAUGUCCUUGUCCUUGGAUUUGUCGUGAUCUCCGGUUUUGUGAAAGGAUCUGUUAAAAACUGGAACCUGACUGAACAGGACAUUUACAACACCAGCCAUAGCAUUUUCAAAGACAAUCAAACACAGGAAGAAAAUCUCUACGGUGUUGGAGGGUUUAUGCCCUAUGGAUGGAAAGGAGUCCUCUCAGGGGCAGCUACGUGUUUUUAUGCUUUUGUGGGAUUUGACUGUAUUGCUACUACAGGUGAGGAGGUAAAAAACCCUCAGAAGGCCAUUCCUAUUGGCAUUGUGGCAUCUCUUCUCAUCUGCUUUGUGGCUUAUUUUGGCGUGUCGGCUGCCCUGACGCUCAUGAUGCCUUACUACCAGCUGGAUACCAAUAGCCCUUUACCCAAUGCCUUUAAAUACGUGGGUUGGGAUGGAGCCAAUUAUGCAGUGGCUGUUGGUUCCUUGUGUGCACUUUCUACAAGUCUCCUUGGCUCCAUGUUUCCGAUGCCUCGAAUAAUUUAUGCUAUGGCAGAAGAUGGACUUCUCUUUAAAUUUUUGGCUAAAGUCAACGAAAAGAGAAAAACUCCCUUAAUUGCAACAGUGACCUCAGGAGCUACUUCAGCUGUUAUGGCCUUUCUGUUUGACUUGAAAGAUCUUGUGGACCUCAUGUCCAUCGGGACCCUCCUGGCUUACUCCUUGGUAGCAGCCUGUGUGUUGGUACUGAGGUACCAGCCAGAGCAGCCUAAUUUGGCAUACCAGAUGGCAAGGUCGACAGAGGAGACAGAUAACAACGAGUCUGUGAGCACCAGUGAAUCACAGGCUGGUUUUCUGCCAGAGGAAGAGGAGAAGUUUUCCCUCAAAGCCAUACUGUGUUCCACAGAUUCAGAUCCUUCCAAAUUCUCAGGUUUGGUGGUGAAUGUCUCAACCUUUAUCUUAGGUUUCCUUAUUGUGGGUAUCUGUAUCCUGACUUCCCUUGAGCCAAACAUUCUGAUAAACACUGUACAGAUUAUUGCUGCCAUCCUUGUUGUCACUGUCAUCUUCAUUAUACGGAAACAGCCUGAAAGCAAAACCAAACUCUCCUUUAAGGUACCUUUUUUGCCCUUUCUUCCUGUUGGGAGUAUUUUUGUGAAUGUUUACCUCAUGAUGCAGCUAGAUGCAGGCACGUGGAUUCGAUUUGCAAUCUGGAUGCUCCUAGGCUUUAUCAUCUACUUUACCUAUGGAAUAUGGCACAGUGUGGAAGCCAGCUAUGCGGCCUCAGCAGAAGCGGAGAGAAACACAGACACUGGCUCAGACAGCUGCAAAUGACUGUGAUUGACUUAUGGGUGGCUGAAAGAAUGGCUGCAGUGAAAGAAACUUUGUGGUGGGGAUCCUGAACCAGAUUACACCUGUAAUCAGUUAUCAGGAACACGGAAGCAGAAUGCAGGACUCCCCAGCUUGGUUACUGCAGCUUGCAGUUUGUUUAGCAGCACAGUUAAAAGGGACUACAAGAUGAAAAGAAUCAACUCUGCCAUAUUCCCAGCAGCACUGGCAGCUCAUCUGGGGUGCUUCCCUUUCUCCCUCUCAGAUUUUGUUUUUUUUUCCCCAGUGUGUAGAAAGAGAACUGCUUCUGUGUGCAAAUGCUGCUAUGAAACCAGGCCUCACAAAUGUCCUUCUUUCAGUAGCACUGGGAAUUACCUCCCAACAGAUAUUCUUCCCAAUUUUGCAUGGAGCAGGUUUUGCAGUGCUACUGUCAGGCAUAAACCAGGAUCUAUCCUUUACCCUAUGUGAGCUGUACCCUCUGUGUAUGCACACAAAAAAAAGGUUCUCACAAUCGCUAGAUUUCCCCAGGUUAACAAAGCUCCUGUAAGAUUUGCAUUCUUUAAAAUACCAGAUUUUAACUUUUUUGUUUUAUUUAACUGGGUUUUUUAGCUAUGUGGUCACAUGCUUUCAAGCAUGUCAUUGCUGGGAAAUGUUGAGAAAGUUAAUGCUUGCUGAUUUUCAGGUGAGUGAUUGCUCGCCAGCACACAGGUAACACCAGCAGGUGUUUCUCCCAACUGUAUGCUCCACAGAGAAAUUGCCAGCUUUAGUCAGGAACCCACAUGGUGCAAGUACUGCCAGGGCUUGAAAGCAACAGGUGUCUCCAAAAAGCAGUCCUGCCUCUUGGCUUCAGAAAUCACCAGUGGUGUGGCUGUAGUGGUGGGGUUGGCCAGCAGAACUGAGCUACUGUGACAGCAAGUGCAACCCUAUGUUCUUUCGCCCCACAUCAGUUUUCUGUGCUGCUGCUUGGCAUUAGCAACUUUGGUUUGGCAUUGGCAGGUGGAGCACAUUCCUGCCCUGGGAAGGGAAGCACAGGAGGAUCCUCAGAGGCAUGAGAUUCUUGCAUGAGCAAUGCCUGGUCUCAGCCCCCUGCCCGGGGUGGCUGUGGGGCUGUGCAGGGACUUUUCAAUCUUGGCAGAGCGUGCAGCCCAGAAAACACCAUUAAACUCUAGGGUCUGACUUGCUGAGGGGAGCUUUCCCUUUGCGGCUGGAGAUCAUCUCCAAAGCCUGUCUGUAGUAAGGCGGGAAAUUUGGAGUUGGGACCAGGAUCUGUAUUUGAUUGGCAAUGUCUUGAUUUUGGCUGUAAGUUGGUUUUUUUUUGUUUUAAUUCUCUCUAAUAGCUUUCCCUAGCCAAAUUAAUCCACUGCCCUAAAAAGGUUUAUUAAAGCACCGUGAAGGUUAGCCAUGCCCAAGUAAUCCCACUGAUCUAAAUUAAUGCUUCAGCUUGUACUGAAAAACAGAUUAUAGAAUUGUGGAAUAGUUUGGGUUGCAAAGGGACCUUUGUAGAUCAUCUGGUCCAGCUUACCUGACAUCAGCAGGAACAUCUUUAACUAGAUAGGUUGUUCAAAACCCUGUCUAACCUGCUCUCAGACACUUCUGGGGUCAGAGCAUCCCAGAUAGAUACUGCAGAAAUCCCCUUUCCCGAUGUGAGUGGAUGCUUUCCUAGGUGUCCUUCAUACUACUGCCUCUGAACACUGGACAGUCUUUAAUUUGUCAGCAUGGCUCUUGCUGAUGAAGCAACAGGUUCUUGCACCUGUCAUUGAGUUGGAGAACUGAACAGACCUCUGCAUGACAUGCCCAGGGUCUCACCAGGCAUCUGAUGCAGCAGAAAAGGGAAUCAGACCAUCUCCUGGAUUUUAUGGCUGGAUUGUGGACUAUUUCUCAUGUUUCCAAGAGAAUUUAUAGCCCACUGAAGGGUUUUCAUCUUUUAAUUUUAGUACACUGGGAGGCUUUUUGUGACAGGAUGGCAAUUUGAGGAAGUGAAGGCAAUGUGUUCAUUGCCUCCUAGGUGCCCUUCAGGGUGUGUGAUGAGUGCAGCUUCCCCCACAGAACAAAGUCGGGGGUCUGCUCCAGUCACUGGGUCUUGACCAUCUGUUAAGCCUUACUCCUUGUGCAUAUACAAAGUCUUACUCAAGCAGGGGGAGAUUAAUACAGAAGUUAAAAGCCAA
Messenger RNA from Taeniopygia guttata (zebra finch), 7621 nucleotides. Lineage: Eukaryota; Metazoa; Chordata; Aves; Passeriformes; Estrildidae. The record is from RefSeq and is a predicted model, not a curated record.